This is a messenger RNA of Branchiostoma floridae (Florida lancelet), 2228 nucleotides long. Its product is annotated as carnitine O-acetyltransferase-like. The record is from RefSeq and is a predicted model, not a curated record. The transcript has 15 exons. Gene Ontology annotation, biological process: carnitine metabolic process, CoA-linked. Gene Ontology annotation, molecular function: carnitine O-acetyltransferase activity. Lineage: Eukaryota; Metazoa; Chordata; Leptocardii; Amphioxiformes; Branchiostomatidae. Bases 142 to 2160 code for a protein of 672 amino acids. Gene Ontology annotation, cellular component: peroxisome.
CAUCACAUGACCCACUCCACUAGCUGAGAAUCAUUUGACCUCACUGCCUUUUGUCAGAAUCAUUCUCCCAACAUGCUCUGUACUGUGGGGUGAUCCAAACCACAUGUGUACUGAAGUUGUGUAUGAUGUACCACAACAAACAUGGCAUUCUCUGUCAUCACAAGAAGUCAUUCCUAUGAUUAUAAUGAUGCUGAAGACAGCGUGUUUGGUAUGAGACAGGACCUCACAGUUCAGAAUUUACCCACGAGGCGCAAGAGGUUUGUGAGGCGCCAUUCCUACAGUCCUUAUGAGGUCAAGGUGAAGACACUUGCCCACCAUCACCAAUGGAAGGCGCCAGAGUUUUUCCGUGGAGCGAAGCUCCCCCCGGGGAGGAUGGUUUCGCACCAGUCCAGCCUGCCCCGCCUGCCUGUCCCCGACCUGUGUCAGACCCUGGAGAAAUAUCUCCUGACUGUCAGGCCAUUGGUAGAUGACACUGCCUUUCAGAAGACAAAGCAGUUAGUUGAAGAGUUUGGCAAAUCAGGAGGCCUUGGUGAGAGUCUACAGACCAAACUGAAGAAGAGGGCACAGGAAAGACAAAACUGGCUUGACGAUUGGUGGCUUCAUACGGCAUAUCUAGACUACCGUGAGCCUGUUGUCAUACAUGUGAGCCCUGGGAUUGUAUGUCCGCCACAGAACUUCUCUGGCAAGGAAGAGCAACUUCAAUUUGCUGCUAAGCUUGUUGCUGGUGUCUUGGACUACAAAGUACAAGUAGACGACCAAUCCGUGCCCAUUGACAAGCUGAGAACUCAGCCCCUGUGUAUGGACCAGUACUACAAGUUGUUCUCAGCCUGCCGUCUGCCGGGGGACCAGCGAGACCAGGUGGUGGUGUACGGGCCUGACUGUGACGAUAGGCCCAGGCACAUUGUAGUGGUGCACAACAACCAGUUCUUCUCUUUGGAUGUUUACGAUAACAACUGGAAGCCUCUGAGCCAAGACCUCAUCCAUGCCCAGCUGCAGAGGGUAGUAUGUCAGUCCAAACACCCUGGUGUGCCAGUGGGGAUCCUCACUACAGAGAACAGAGACACGUGGGGCAGAGUCUACAAGGUACUCAAGAAAGAUAAACAUAACAAAAGGUCGCUGGAAGCCAUCAACAAGAGCAUGUUCAUGCUGUGCCUGGACCAGGAGACAGACAGGGGGGCGGACAGGUGGACCAGCAUGGGUCAUCAGCUGAUGCACGGGGGAGGGAGUCAACUCAACAGUGGCAACAGGUGGUUUGACAAGACAUUACAGUUCAUUGUUGGUACAGACGGAGCUGUAGGGAUUGUCUAUGAACAUUCACCAGCUGAAGGACCCCCUAUCAUUGCCUUACUGGAUCACAUGUUGGACUACUGCUGUCAAGCCCCAGCAGUGAAAGGACCAAGUGUUCAGCCUAUGGAGCCUGAGAGACUAUUCUUCUCUCUUAAUGACAGCGUACUGGAGGCUAUUGACAAUGCAAAGCGAAACCUUGAUAUGCAAGUACAGGACCUGGACCUUCAUCUGGUCAUGUUUAGGACAUAUGGCAAGGACUUCCCCAAAUCUCAGAGACUUAGUCCUGACAGCUACAUCCAGAUGGCCAUGCAGUUAGCCUUCUACAAAGUGUACAAAGUUGCUUGUGCAACGUACGAGAGUGGCUCCACACGGAUGUUCCACCUGGGUAGAACAGACACCAUCCGAUCAGCUUCUGUCCAAUCACUGGAGUUCUGUCAAGCUAUGCAGGACAGCACGAUCCAUCCCUCCGAGAAAGUGGCCUUAUUAAGAAGAGCUGUUGAAGGCCAUAAAAAGUAUGCUCAGGAGACAGUCAGUGGCCAGGGUAUUGACAGGCAUUUGCUGGGGUUGAAGCUGAUAGCUGUGGAGGCGGGACUAGAUGUGCCAGUCUUGUUUGUGGACAGUACCUACCAGCAGGCUAUGCACUUCAAGCUCUCUACCAGCCAGGUUCCGUCUAAGUACGACUCUCUACUGUGCUUUGGUCCGGAGGUACCAGAUGGGUACGGUGUCUGCUACAACCCAGCCCAGGAUCACCUCAACUUCUGUAUCUCAGCCUUCAACAGCAGCCUGCAGACAGACACGGGGAAGCUGGCUGCCGCUCUGCAGCAGAGUCUGUUGGAGAUGCAGGAGCUGCUGCAAACACAGGCUAAACUGUAGAUCAGGUAGAGAAUAAAGAAACUCUUUUUACACAACCAUUGCUUUAUUCUCAACGACGUUUUGGUGAC